CACACUAGACUGGACUUAUUUGGUGUGAAGUGGUACACUGUAAGUGCAGUGCACUAAAAAAAAAUGUCUCAACAAUUUGAUAUUGACAACGAAUCCCGGAAGAUUAUUGAAGAAAAAGCGAAAAGAAGAGCUACUUUGCGAGAACAGUUCCUUAAGUUAAAGACAGACCCAUUUCAACAUGCCUCAGGCGAAGGUGGGACAGUGUUUGAUCCUGCCAUGCAGAGGUACACAGCGAUGAAAGUUAGCGGAUUUGAAUAUUUCAAGCCUUCUGGUAAAAAUGUUCUUUAUGGUCUAUUAUUUAUGGUUAUCCCCAUGGUUGGAUUUGGAUAUUUAGUUAAGAAAACAAGGAUGGAUGAAGAAGAUAGAAUAAGAAGAGGUGAAGUAGCGUACAAAGAUCGUAAUUUUAAAUUUAUCUAAACAAGAUUUACGUUGUAGUUAAUUUUAGUUAGAAAAUAUACACACAAAUUUGAUUGUUAA
This is a messenger RNA of Anoplophora glabripennis (Asian longhorned beetle), 477 nucleotides long. RefSeq lists its product as uncharacterized. Gene Ontology annotation, cellular component: mitochondrion. The record is from RefSeq and is a predicted model, not a curated record. The transcript is spliced from 2 exons. NCBI's taxonomy places the organism in Eukaryota, Metazoa, Arthropoda, Insecta, Coleoptera, Cerambycidae. Bases 64 to 417 code for a protein of 117 amino acids.